GCCUAGGUACUACCUGCUACCGUCCCUACUCGUACUCUCUGUGCUCUUUUUCCUGUUUAGCCCAUCACCAACAUCUCUCCAGUCGCCAGCAGUUACUAGACGACCACAGUGCGCCGCAUCCCUCAGCGUUGCUCAACCCGACACGGCUGCCGCUUCUUGGAAAACAACACUGCAGACCAAACAAGGCUGUCGAUCCAUUCCUCAUUCUUGGGCUCGCUUACAUAGCACUCUGCACCUCCUCGUCGACGCCUACGUCUCCCCCUCGAACGAUACCCGUUUGAAGUGAGCAAUCAUGUCGCUUGCUCCAGCGGCCAUGGCAGGCCAACGCGCUCCUUCUCCCGGAGCCAAUGCCAACUUUGCUUCCAACAACCCCUUCCGCCGUGCUGCCUCUCCUCUGCCAUCUCCAGACCACAGAAUGUCUAACAAUCCAUUUCUCGACCCGCCAGCCCAGUCGCAGCAGCGACAGGGAGGUUCCAACGCUUUUACUGAGGACAUAUUUAAGGACUUGUCAUUGCUCGAUAAGCCCAGUUCAGGAGCACGCCCUGCACCUCGCAACACUGCAUCUUCUCGAUCAGGCACCAUUCCAACUCAACACCGACCCGCACGUUCACAGGAAGAUGAAUCUCGUCGACGCGGUCCCGCUCCUCCGCGAGGUCCACCACGCCCACCAAAAGAUCAGAAUGGCCUAGACAUUUUUGCUGGCCCACCCAAGGUCGAAAGCAGCAGACGCCCUCGCCGCAACUCGGAAUCAUCCAUCCUGGACACCAAGGAAGAAGACAGGAAGAGAAGAGAACGUCGCAAAGAGCGUGAAGAACGCCGCGAGAAGGAGGGACGCUCCCACGACGGGAAGUCAAGACCGACCAAAAAGCCUCAGGGACUUGAUCUUAUCGACAAGCUGGACGUCACCGGUAUAUACGGCCAAGGACUCUUCCACCACGAUGGACCUUUCGAUGCAUGCAACCCGCACCGCAACCGUAAGAGGGAUGUUCGUGCCCCUAUGCAAGCUUUUCCCGCAGACUCGGCCAACAACGCUCUUGGUGGUUCCGGUCCUCUGAACAAAAACAUCGAUCUCGACAGAUUCCACGGACGAGGCGAAGAUGCUUUCAACGACUAUUCCCAGUCCCGCGUUCAAGCGCCUGCCAAACAGGUCCAAUCUUUCAACCCCGCCGAUCGUGUCGAACAAAUCCACACCGAGCCAUCAUAUGGUCUUGGAACAUCCACGUUCCUUGAGGGUGCUCCAGCCUCGAGAAAAGAUCUUCAACGUCGAGAGUCCGAGACUGAACCCUCUACAUUCCCUGGAAUUGGUCUGACCCGCAAGAAGUCGCUCGCACAUCGUUUACGAGGACUCUCGCAAAACCGCAACAAUAUAACCUCGCCUGACGGAAAUUACGCGCCCAUGUCACCAAACAGCCCCGGCCAAGUGCAAAGUGCAGGGGGUAGAGCCCGUAUUGCAGCCACCACGAAGGAGAGCAACCCAUUCUUUUCCGACUACAACGACGCCUACGAGAAGAAGGGUGCAACCAUCCGCUACGCCGAAGAGACAAAGGGAGGUCGAGCCAGAGCGCCGAGCUCACCUCCUCGCAAUGGCCUUACUAGAAGUAUCACAGCGGAUAGUGUGCCUGUCCCCAACGACGUUCCCGAAAAGAGUAGCGGAGGUGGUUUCCUCAACCGCAUGAAGAGUCUGAAGGGUGGUCGCAGAGCCAGACCAGAGAGAAGAGGGUCUUGAAGUGGUCCAGGAGACUUGACAUUGUUUCUUCUGCUUUUCUGGAUACCACCAAAUUUCUCCGCCAGCCAGUCUGCGCUACCAGAUCUUCUUUCUUUGGAGCAGAAUUAUACCAGGCCCUCAAAUCUCUGUGGGGAUGUCUUCUUUUUUUGUGUCUUCCUCUUUUUCCUUUUUCCCCCAUUAUCUCAUCGACAGCCCGAAUGAUACCAAGACAGCUGGUCGAGUCAUUCUAUAUUUCUCAUUUUGUAUCUGGAGGAUGGAUGGGCACGGGAGUCUAGGGCAACUUUGAACUGGGUUGUCUACUUUGACGAGAAGAGUCUCCAAAGGAAGGUGGUGGUGGUGGUUAGAUACCGGCGUUUUACUUUGGGUUAUGCCAUUAUAUUGAGAAAAGAGCCAGCAAAAUACCAAGCACC
Molecule: messenger RNA, 2136 nt
Organism: Aureobasidium subglaciale EXF-2481
Lineage: Eukaryota; Fungi; Ascomycota; Dothideomycetes; Dothideales; Saccotheciaceae
Exons: 5
Coding region: 293-1726 (477 amino acids)
Cellular component (GO): cytoplasm
Source: RefSeq, a predicted model, not a curated record